Molecule: messenger RNA, 3236 nt
Organism: Bactrocera oleae (olive fruit fly)
Lineage: Eukaryota; Metazoa; Arthropoda; Insecta; Diptera; Tephritidae
Source: RefSeq, a predicted model, not a curated record
UCUAAUAUUUUUCUCAGUGUAACGAAUUCGGAGAGAGCCGUGACAGAAGUUUCUCCGAGUUUCGACUUUACAAGUACUUAGGCAAACCACCACCAACUAUUCGCUCUAAUGGCAAGCGAUUUUACAGACACACAGCGCUAACAUACAUCGGAAAAUCAACAAUAAAGCAAAUAAGAAAACUGCAUUUCAGCAAUGUGCAUACAUACUAUGUACAUCCGCCAGAUAUAUUCCGCAGCAGUGCAGGUACAUAGCGUAUUUAUAAUUUGCCUUUUCGAUUCCGCUCUCUAAAUUUCAACCUAUUACGGCUCUCAUCAGCCUACCGUGACGAAGCGCUGCAGUUCGUCACAAUUGUUGGAUUUUCUAUAAAAUACAACCACACCACCGUCUUCCGUUCAUUCGGAGUCGAACUCUUGAGCAGAUAAGAACAAAACACCACAAAACAGAAACAGUGAAAACUAAAAAAAUUAGAAAAUCAGCAGCAAAACAAAACGAAGUGGUUUGAAGUGAUUUAUAUACAAACGUAGCUAAAGCACGUUAUUGCGUAUAUAUAUAUGCAAUUACAAGAACAACAAAAGGCAUUGUGUAGUAAAGAUAUAAAAGUGUAGAAGUGCUACUGAUUUUGUACAUAUGUAUGUUGAAGGCAACUGCUUCGUCGAAAUAAGCAUCUAAAACAGAAUAAAAGAAGUGCGUUGCAAUUCGUCACUGGAAAAGUGAAGCGAAACGAAGUCAUUGGAAGGUUCUAGAAGAAACACAACAAAAAGCAAAUAUAACUAUUAACUUCGCUUUAGUGAAGUGCCUUUGCAGUUUAGUCAAUAAUUUUCUCUAACUUACAACCAAACCGCGAUUUGUACAAAUCAAAUUCACAUUCGAAAUGGCUUUUAUGGUGCCUGUCAUGAAGAAUAACUACGAUAUCUAUAAGGAUAGUCGUUCACGCAAAACAUCGGAGUGCUCCACCACCAGUUCGAAUGGUGGCGCCCCCACAUUGUCUUCUGCCAUGGGUGUGCCGGCCAAUGGACGUGUUCGCAAAGUGUCUGAAUGCAAGUCCGAGAGCUUUGCCACAUCACCUUCGCACACCUAUCGCAUGCAGAUGCAGCGCUGUCAGUCAUCGCGCGCCUUUCCUCGUAACGCAUCGCGUACCUCGCACUCGUCUGCCGCUGGUGCUCUUUCGCCUACACGUUCCUUCAGCCAGGCCUCCAGCCCGCCCAAGACAAUAAAUACAACGGAAAGCCAAAACGAUAUCACGAAAUUUCAUUUACGUUUGGUCGAUAAGCUACGCAAGUCCUUUCGCAAGGACAGUGCCAAGCGUUCAUGAGAACGGGAAAGCGUUCUUCACCACAGCAACAGUAGCGGCAGCUAUCCUAAUGAAGAUGGCAGCACAACAAAAGCAGAAAACAAUAAUUUUAAACAUAGUAGGGAAACGCAGCAGCGUUCGUUGGCCGACAGUCCAGAAGGUAGAGCAAGCAGACGACAGUCGGCCGUACGCGACAUUGCCUGCGCGUCGGCGGAUACCGCCACAACCCACAAGGAAAGUGAUAUCGUUGCAGCAGAUAUCGCUGAAGAUGCAGAGGAUUGGCCCAAGUUCGAAGAUAGCAAUGUCAUUGCAGCGCCGAGUUCACUGGCCGCACAUCUGGGGCGGCGUAUUACGGCGCCGUUAACGCGUGCCAAUCUCAAGCGUUGCCACAAGAAAUUCGCUAAAAUGCAACUCAGCGCCGCUGAGCAGCACUCAAUCGUUGCCCAAAUAGACGCCACGUCGACAAUUGAGCUAUACUCCAGCUCGGAUGGAUCAAGCUUGUUGGGAGGCGGCGACAGACGACAAUUGCUAACAGGCAAGAAGUUACAGCAGAAACGUACUAAAAAUCCAACAACAAGCGUUACUGCGGAAACGGCAGAGAAACCAAAACAAGCGGAAGUAACUGGUCGCAGUCGAAAAACACGUAAACGACUGCAUUUCCUACGCCGUUCAAGCUCACGCUUCAGUUCGAAGAGCGCGCCAGGAUAAAACCGCUUGAAUGCACUAGAACUGGCUUUGUAUGCUUUCAGCUAUAUUUUGGGUUUCGUGUGGCAGCAAUGUUGGCUUUAGAUGUUUGGUACGCAUUGCUUUUAGUUUUGCGAAACAAGGCGGAGGAAAAGUGGAAGCGAAUGCUGUCAUAGUAGCUAUGCACCCAAGGUCCAAGCGGGUCUGAGCGACAUGCUAUGAGUGAACAGUACUUGACGCGACCAACACAAAUGCAAGGUCACAGCCGCAUUGGUAGUUGGAAAAGAAGUAGUGACUAGACAGACGAGGGAGCACGCCAUGAAAUUGCGGUGCAAAUUGGCAAACAGCCCAACAUUUUGUAAAUAGCUGAAUCUGGGCAAACGUAACAAUGGUGACAGCUAGUUGAAAAGAAAAAUGCGCUUCAACGGUGCUCAUUUGCGAAAUUUCACAGGCAACGGCGAUCGGUACACUGGCUAUUUUUGGGCUCAUCCGGCGUCUGGUAAGGGAUAUCACACAAAGACAUAUAUUAAAGAUACGGGGUAUAUUUUUUGAUUCAACAAAUAAAAGAAAUAUUUCCGACGAAAAACAUUUUUAUAAACUAUUAGAACUUUAGAAGUAAACUAAUUUAAUCCACAGCUUUUUAUAUUAAAAUUAAUACAGUGUGAUAUGAAACCAUAUGAGAUACUGGUUGUGUUAGUGACAGCGAAUAAACUUAUUUGACUUAAUUUACAACAAAAAGUACUAAGUAGUGGGAAGCCAGCAAGCAAAAUGGGUGAGAAAGAGUAAAAAAAAAAGUUUCAAACGGUUUUCAGGGAAAAAUGCUUCCAAAUUCUUACAAAAAAAAAACGAAAACUAUACAAUUUUGAAACUGCCAUUUCCAUAUUGCGCUGUAGAGAAAUUAGAAAAAAAAUGUUUUGCGUACAAGACUCAUAAAAAUAUUGUAAAGCUAUACUUGAACUUUUACGAAAAUGUGGAGCUUAGAGUUAGAAAAAUGUCAUCUUAACAAAUAAGUAAGAAAAACGAGUUCCAGUGUCCGUUAAAGUUCAUUUAUAGUUCGUCAAUAAAAAGAAACAAUUUUUAAAUAUUUACUAGCUGCUAAUUAUAGUGUGUACUUUGUAUAAAAAAUGGACUUGCCAAGUAUAACUUAGAGUUUUCUGCUUUAUAUAUUUUAUGAAUGUUAAACUUUACUUAUAUAUACAUACAACAAUCUAUAUACACAAAUAUGUAUGAGAUAACUUAAAUACAGUUAGUUUGCUUAAAA